AUGGAAGUGGCGCGGUGCAAUGCAACUUCACCAACAGAAUUUGUCCUGCUGGGACUCCUGAACCACAGCAAAGUCCACACCUUCCUCAUGGCCAUGAUUUUACUAGCCUUCAUUACUGCUGUGCUCGGGAAUGCUCUCCUCAUGUUUCUAAUCCAGGUGGAUUCCUCCCUUCACACCCCCAUGUACUUUUUCCUCAGCCACCUGGCCUUCAUGGACAUCUGUGAGACUCUCACCAUUGUCCCCAAAAUGUCAGCAGACUUUGUAACCCCAGGCAACACGAUUUCCUGGGCUGGCUGUGGGGCUCAGAAGUUCUUCACGCUGGCAACAGGUGGAGCAGAGUGCCUCCUUCUGGUCGUCAUGUCUUAUGACAGGUACGUAGCAAUCUGCAAGCCUUUGCAAUACCCUCUCCUCCUGAGCAGGAGAGUCUGCCUGGGCUUGGCCGCUGCGGUCUGGAUUGGGGCAUCUGUAGAUGCCUUGAUGCAUACAGUUUAUAUAAUGCAUCUGCCCUUCUGUGGCUCAAAAAACAUUAACCAUUUCUUAUGUGAGCACCCAGCCCUGAUGAAACUGGCCUGCUCUGACACUUCCACCUAUGAGAGUCUGGUAUUUGUGACUGGCAUUGUCAUGCUCCUCAUCCCUUGUUCCAUCGUAUUAGCCUCCUACACUCGCAUCCUCUCUACAGUGCUGAGGAUGAAGUCAACCAAAGGACAGCAGAAAGCUCUGGCCACCUGCUCCUCACACCUGACUGUGGUUUGCAUGUUUUAUGGGGCAGCUCUCUUCAUGUACAUGAGACCCAAUGCAUACCACACACCAGAGCAAGACAAAAUUGUGUGUCUGUUUUACACCGUUGUCACCCCAAUACUGAAUCCUCUCAUCUAUAGCCUGAGAAAUAAGGAUGUCUUAGGAGCCCUAAAAAAAACUGGUUGGAAAAUGCAGAGUCCUCCGUGAAAACUGAGAGAAGCUGUAGUUCCCUGUUAGGUACUAGGAUCAAUAAAAAGGUUCAGGUCUGUUGGCAGGGUUUUCUGGAAUAUUUUGAAGGAGGCUUUAUUUUCUAAAGUGCUGCUUUAGCAAUUUAUAUCUCACAUAAAACCAAGGGUAUAUAUCCUCUUUGAGUGUUUCAUCACUUUGGAAAGGUGUCAGGACGUCACUACUGCCCUUAUAUUGCAAGCCUAUUGCAUGCACCAAAGACCUUAGGAAGGACCAAAAAUCCAUGUAGCUGUCACCCUGGUCCUCUGCAGAAAACUCACCUAAAACUCACAAGCAGUGGUUGCUCAAGUCUUUAGAUAGGCACAUUUCCAAUAGCCACUUUGUGAAGCAGGGCCUUAUUGUCUCUCAUGUAUUGGUUGUAAAGCAAUUUAAGUCAACUGAAUUCAUUGGUUAAAAUCUUGGUUUUUA
This is a messenger RNA of Alligator mississippiensis (American alligator), 1392 nucleotides long. RefSeq names its product olfactory receptor 2T27-like. NCBI's taxonomy places the organism in Eukaryota, Metazoa, Chordata, Crocodylia, Alligatoridae. Gene Ontology annotation, cellular component: membrane. The record is from RefSeq and is a predicted model, not a curated record. The coding region runs from base 1 to 945 and encodes 314 amino acids. Gene Ontology annotation, biological process: G protein-coupled receptor signaling pathway. Gene Ontology annotation, molecular function: olfactory receptor activity; G protein-coupled receptor activity. The transcript has a single exon.